AUGAACAGUAUCCGAAAAAUUAGGGAGCUAAACUUAAGGGAAUUAGAAAAUGGAAUUUCACCAAAUGCAUCUUGGCACGUAGAUUAUAGAGACACAGCUUACAUCUAUAUAGGUGGCCUCCCAACUGAGUUGACUGAAGGAGAUGUGGUCACAAUAUUUUCGCAGUACGGUGAACCCACAUACAUUAAUUUAAUACGCGACAAGGAGACAGGAAAGUCUCGUGGCUUUGCGUUCCUCAAAUACGAAGAUCAACGCAGUACAGAUCUUGCUGUUGAUAACCUAGGGGGGGCUGUUAUCCUGGGAAGAACGCUUAACGUUGACCAUACGAGAUAUAAAAAAAAGGCAGAUGAACCAGAUGAGGGCCAUUCCCUCACCAAAGAGGACGAAGUUGAAGGAUCAGACACAGAAGAGGAAUUAACCGAAGAUUUUUCCCAAGAGAAGUUAAAAUACGACACGAAGCAGCCAGCAUGCGAGGCAGAGCAAGAACUAGAAAAAUUACAGCAAAAUCAUGAUGACGAGGAUCCCAUGAAAAAUUAUUUUAUUCAGGAGAAAAAAGACCAAAUAGCCGCAGAAUUAGCGAAAAAUCGGAAGAAGUCAGCAAAAUCACAUAGGGACCGCCAUCUUCAUAGUUCAAGCAGAAGAUCCAACAGAAAAAGAGAAUCUUCCAAGGAUCGGCACCCGCGACGGCGAAGUAAGGGCCUAGGAGAAAAAAAUCCUGAGUCUAAUGGAAGGAGAAUAGUGUGA
Messenger RNA from Blumeria graminis f. sp. triticale, 744 nucleotides. NCBI's taxonomy places the organism in Eukaryota, Fungi, Ascomycota, Leotiomycetes, Helotiales, Erysiphaceae. The record is from the annotation of a GenBank genome assembly.